CAAUUCAGGUGGGGCUGAGAACCUAAAGCCACCAGAUGGUGUUGACAGCAUGAUCAGAACCCAAGUUGGAAGACAAGUUGACAGAGUUUUUUCAGGUGCUAUGAAUGAUCUACAUGGACACUUGAUAUCUAAGGCUAGUGAGGUUGAUCAACUCAGAGUGGAUCUUGCAAAGAUGGAGCGCAGAGAAAGAGAGAUUUUAUCUAGAAUUUCACGGCCGACAAGUAUGCCAGCAACAACUCUGCCUACCACUCAAUAUUCCAGCAUUGGUCCUACUUAUGGUGCAUCCUUAAGAACAGGAGAAUUAGGUGGCAGAACAGUUGGGUACCCUUCUUCAGGUGUUGCAAACAUAGGAGCAGAGUUUGGUAUCAGACAAUCAAGUGCACAAAUAGAUGAAUUGAAAAAGAAGCUAAAAAUGACUACAGAGCUUUGUGCAAAACAAGAUACAUAUUACAGAGAGGUUAUUGUUGAACUUGAAAAUCGACUUAAGGAAACCAUUGCAGGAAGGGAUCACGUUUUAGCACUCAGGGAAAAUGAAGCAGCAGGUCAGUUACAGUUGAUCCACCAGUUGGAGGCUGGACUGAGAAAACAACAACAGGCUAUAGAUGCAAAGGAUCAGACUUUAACUAAGAUGGAAUCAGAUAUGAGGAAACUUGAAGUAGAGUUAGCGCAUCAUAAAGUUUUCCUGGACAAAGUGAGAAGAAUAUCAUUGGAAGAAGAGAAGAAGAGAUUCCGCUCAGGACUAGUUACCAGUGCAUUGGAGAACAACGUUUCUGUCGGCCAGAUAGGGGAUACUCUAGUAGAAAUCCUUCAGAAAUGUCUCUUUGAUGAUGAUAACGAGAAAAAAACGCUGCAGUCAAAGUUAGAAAGGGUGGAGACAGAUCUGAAAUGCGGCAAAGAACGAAUGGAUGCCACACAAGAUGAAUUGCAAAGGGACUACAAAGCCAGAAUCUCGAAGCUGGAAGAGGAACACAAUCAGGCGCUAGAUUCCUCAGCCAACAAAGCUGUCCAGUUGAGGAAAGAGCUGGACAGUUUACAAGAAGAAACGGAUAAACUCAGAGGGCAACAUCAAAUAGAAGUUUCUGCACUGGAUGACAAAGUAAAAUGCCUCCAACUAGAGCUGGAAAAGACUAGAAAAGCAAGUCACGAAAUCUCACUGCAAUUGGAAACAAAGAUCAAAGGGUUGGAAUCCACCAUUCGGGAAUUGACUGCUGAACUUCAAGUUGUGAAAGAGGAAAAACAGAAUUUACUGGCACGUGUUUCGCAAGAGCAAGCAAAUGUUAUUUCUGUGAACGAGAAGCUUAAAGCUAUAGAGAAACUUCGACAAGAGACAGAAACAAGGAACGAAAGUCUUAGCAAAGAAUUGGCCGUACUUCGAGAAACGUGGCGUGAGGAAGCCAACAGUUUAAGAACUGAUAUAAGUGAAAAGGAUAAACUAAUGAAAGACAUUCGCGAAGAGAGUGCUAAACUUCGAGAAAGUGAAGUCGAAAGAGCAAUCAAUCAGGAAAGAGAGAAGGCGAAUGCGCGUCUGGAUGGUCUCUUAAACGAGCUUACGAAAUCCAAUCAGGGCAUUUCGACUUUGACGGCCGAUUUAGAAGGAAAAAAAUUGGAAUUAUCGAAGCAGUGGGAAGAAAAUAUCAAAUUGAGAGAUGAUGUAGAUUUGAGAACUAAGGAAAUGAACCUUAUUAUAGAGGAAAAACUUCGUUUAGCAGCGGAACUUGAAAAAAGACACGACGAAAAUGUUAAUCUGCGAAGAGAAGUUGAAGAAUUGAGUAGAACUUUAGAGGCAAAAUCAAAGGAUCUCUCCGAAGUUGAAAACUUUGUAGGUAAACUCCAAACUCAGCUCAAUGAAAGAGAGAAGGCCAUAGAGAAUUUCCAAGUGCAAGGAACAAACCUUGCUGAAAUUAUUGAAAGAAACAGUCAAACGGGUGACUCAUUACAACGUGAAAGGGAGCAACUCAUUCGAACGCUGGAGGACAGAAUCAGCGAGGUCGAAGAAAUGAAGAGUCAUCGCGAAAUCUUAGCGAAAAAAUUGAGGGCAAAGGACAAACGUGUUAAGGAAAUGGAAGAGGAGAGAAACACUAUUAAAAACAGUUUAAACAUUAAGCAAGAGGAGUUGGACGCUUUGAUGGAGGACCGAAGUAACAUUAUGGCGGAACUGAAAUUGCGGCAAAUUGAAGUGACGAAGUUAAAAGAGGAAAACAGUUCAUUGAGUUCACUGAUCGAAGGACAGCAUGGAGAGCGAGAGAAGGAGAUCACCAAAUUGUUAUCUCGAUUAAAAGGUUCUGAGCAGGACUUGGCUUUAACGCGGAAACUAUUGAAAACGAAAGGAGAUAUGAGCGGGAAAGCUGUACGAGUGGCAGGUGCUAUGCAAGAGGAGGUCACCGCCAAGCGUGGAGAACUAGACGCCAUGCAAAACAAAAUUCACUGGUUAACAGAAAGUCUGAAUAACGUCUCCAAGGACGCACGUUAUUAUGAAAGGAAAAGUAUUGAAUUCUCAGAAACGUCAGAGAAGCUGGCAGUUCGGCGAGACCAGUUGGAGUUUGAGUUGCGCAAGGUCCGAGAGCAGAAGGAUGAGUACAAAAAGCAAGUCAACCACAUGGAGCAGGCCCUUGAAAAGGCAGCUCUCAAGCAUGCAGACUCGCAGGGUAUCAUCGAGAAGAUGGAACAAGAGAUGGCAAGACUUAAACUGAAGCAUUCACUUGAGAUGAAGGAACUUGAGCGGACAUCUAAUGCAUCCCUGCCUGUCAAACCAGAAGCUGCAACGUUAUUUGAACUUUUGACAAAACUAAACACUGGUUUUAGGUGGCCGCCGUUAACCACUCCAGCAAAUUACACCAAUGUUCUGUUAACUCAAAAGACUGGUCUUCCUCAGCCCUUGCCAACACUUUUACCGCUUUCCCAGGGUUCUCAGUCUGAAUUGGCAGAUUUGGAGAAUCGGCAGCUGGCGCAAAGUGGACCCUCUCGAGAGACAAGUGAAGCCUCGUCGAAGAAAAACGAUGAAGUUACAGAUGACCUGAAAUCCUUACUGCAUGAAGUGCGGAGCUUGAUCUCAAGUUUCCAAGCGCACGUGUCCCAAACUGCGACUCCUGCCAAGACCCCGAAUGCUCCGUCUGCGUCACAGGCUCCUCUUACUGAGCGAGCGUUGUUGGACGAUGGCCCCGUGCGUCCUGACGAACCUUAUGUGGGAGAAAGUGGGCAGCAGCGUGCUCCCGGUGAGGCAACCUCAGAUAAUAAAAAUUCUGGUACAUCAAGCGAGAGUGAAAAGCAAGGCCAAGCACGAAACUGUGACAGGAAAGAUCGAGGCGCAACCCACAAGGGGCAUCUCCGACCUAAGCCCAUUAUUUCUAGGGGGCACAGGCAGGAAUUCAACAGAGAAGAAGCUUCAUCUGUAUCAACGGAUCUGAAUUUGAGAGUCAGCAGCAGGUACGAUUUCGACGAGGUUAGCGACGACUUUGCAAUUCCGCUGCACAGUUCGUCUCCAAAGAGGGGUGAUAUUGCAAGCAAUGAUGCAUUCAGCGAAAGUUCACAAACACUUGACAGGCUACCUUCACCAUUGUCGUCAUCGAUUCACAGUGAGCAAUCAGAUGUCACUUCUCUUUUAAUGGACCAAUCAACUUCCACUGCGGACACUAUCAUCUCGCGUGACAUCCUGAACGCGGCUCGUUCUUGGAAGCCGAAGUCAAGCGCAUCGCUAACUACAAGUAGUCAGUUAAGCUCAAACGAAAUGUCUGAUGUGGCGCCUUUACCAAUCAGCAAGUCGCGCCUUUUGCCUCUAAGCCAAAACGAAGUAAGGCGGAAUCGUAAAACAGAGUCCACCCGACGUACAUCUGUACGUCAAAAACGAGAAGAUUUCACUUCAGGGCAACAGAGUGAUGGAGUUUACACAGCAGCUCAAGAGCCUGCGGGGAAAAAGUCGUCAGAUGGUGAGCCUGUGUACAGACGUGCCGAGAUGAUCUUGAGAUCCCUUGCACAAACUGGGGAGCAGCUUACAAGGAAAAACAGAGAGAUCAAACACUUGUUGAAGGAACAAGACAGACGAAUAAAAAAGUGUCGGAAAAACGAAGACCACAUGCAUGCACUUCUGUCAUGAAUAAAGAGCCAUUAUCUUUAAGACUUAAAAAUCUUCUAUCACUAGAAUAGUAUGCAUUGUAAGCUAAGCCUAAAAAAAAACUUAGAAUGUUCUUGUGAAAAUGAAUUUGGCAACACUGCGUAUCUGUUUUAUGGGGAAAAGACGUAUUGCAUUGGAGAGACUGCUAUCCUCUCCGCAUCUUUUAUUCCCUUUUUCUUCUCUUCCAGGUUGUUAUCUUUUCCAUUCGCUUUUACCCAUGUAGACAUCUUUUUACUAACAUUCUAAACUCUCCUGUCUCAGUUCAACAACAAUGCUUAAAAGGGAAAGUAGGUUAAGAGCUUACCUAAAUCAAAUGCCCCAAACUUGUCAGGAACUGAUUAUUUGUAUUUGUUACUGAAAUGGAGUUAGCGGCAUAGACUAUGUACUCGCAUACAAAGUGGAUGAUACUUUAGAGUGAAGCCGAGCUGCAGGUGGUACCACUUAUUUUAGAAGAAACGAUUACAGAGAGAUUGUUAAUUGUAAACAAAAUAAAUGCAACACAAAUUAGGAACUCAGUAACUAAUUAUAAAGUUCCUGUCAGUGUUGAGAAGCGUUGAGCAACCCUGCCAUAUUUCACUUUUACCGAUAUUUGUAAUUUGAGUAAUUUAAUAUUGAAAAUAUAAGGAGUUUUAUGCGGGCCGUCCGUAAAACCUGUUAAACAUCGCUAGAUCGAAACGCGUUCAUUUUCCUGGCAAAGUAUGGAAAGGCUUAAUGCAGACUUAGAGCUUGUGCCGUGGAAUAUUAUGGAAAUUUUUUCUGAUAUUGAUGACAAAUGUUAUUCCUGGCAGACCCUUAUUUCUUCCACCUUCAACGAGCUCUUUCCCAUCAGUCGCAAACGCAUCCGCCAGUCAACUCAACCCUUGCUAGAUAAAUCGCUACUGUCUGCUAUGAGGAGGCGUGACCAGUUUCACAGAAAAGCUAGGAAAUUAAAUCAGCCACCGGACUGGUCUGAAUACAGGCGUCUGCGAAACCUUAUUAGGGACUUUAAGAUACGGGGACGCGGACGCCUUGAAGUACGCGACCGUCGAAGAGAACCUGGGUCGAGUGCACCGCGUUCGUGGCGGGAAAAUUAAGUUAAGGUUCUUCAGUUUGCGAGCGAAGCGGCGAUUUUUUCGAGUUUAAUAUGGCUUCUUUCAGGGAAACUCGAGAACUGCUGUGUAUAAGUCGUGCAAUGGGCUUUAUUACUGAUGCAGAAUUCUUGCUGCUUUAUGAGGAGAGCAAGUCAGAUAAUUUGGACUUCCCUUACCAAGAGUAUCCGAAAUUUUCUCUGCCGGGACCAAAAUGGAGCCGAGUGUUCAGCCAAUUAAAGGGUAGAGAGGCAUCACACAUCUCGCCUUAAAGAUGCACUGCAAAUUCCUGCUAUAUUUAAAUGUGAUCAAUGAACAGUAUGUGAUGGAACCGAGGGCCUUUGUAUCCUUCUCAAGCGAUUUGCCUACCCUUGUCGCUACUCUGACACGAUCCCGAUUUUACUUGGGCUUCGAAGCCAUUCCCGGCUAGAUCCAAUUGUAAUUUAUAACAGAGAUCAGCAACUGAAAAUUAGAUCAGUCAAUGUAUGAGUAUUUCACAGAAUAGAGGUUUUUACCGAGAUUGCUUAGUGUUAAAUUUCUUGCUAUUCUGCUGUGUUUUAACGAGAUUUGAGUCCUUUUAGCAUAUUUUGGUGUAGGUUGUACUGACACUACAGUGUUAUAUUUACACUGCUGUUUAUAAUUAUGACUCAGCAACCGACUUUUUAAAUAAAAAAUAAAAAAGAAGAUUCUUAUACAUCCAAAAUAACACGGGUACUGUUAAUUGAAAGGUCUGUAGAAACCAAAAAGACCACCAAUUUACUCACGUUUUUUCAGCGACGCGAAAAGCCUUCUAGCGGCGUCCGUCGCCAGCAACAGCGCAGCACAUCUGAAUUUUGGUCAUGCGCAAUGAAGCUCUCAGGUGUUAUUUUACUUCUGGUUCUCUUUCGCGACGUCUGCGUUCCUGUAUCUUAAAGUCCCUAUUAACUUAUCACUCAGAAAAGCCAGAAAAACAUAUUUCAUCGAGAAAUUAGAGGAGAGUAGACCAAACCCAAGUAACUUGGAAAACUCUCAAACAGGUUCUCCCAACGAAGAACGUGAACUGCGAUAUCGGCAGAUGGAUUGUUGACGACAAAGAACUGACUGGGCACAAAGACAUCGCGGAUGCUAUGAAUUCAUAUUUUACGUCUAUAGCAUCCUCUCUCUUGGCAAAUUACAAUUAGGUAGAAUCUGAAGCUGUUCCAGAUGAGGCACCACCAAAUGUCGAACCCUUCAGAUUUACCAUAAGUAACAUAAAUGAGGUCUCAAAAGCUAUCAAAGAUCUUAACGGAACAAUAGGUGCAGGACCUGACGGAAUCCCAAUGAAAGCCUUAAAAGUGGCUGCACUUAAUAUCGCUCGAAGUCUCACUCAUGUUCUUAAUAAAUCGCCCUUCACAGGAAAAUUUUCGUCUGCGUGGAAAACAGCAAAGGUAACGCCACUUUUUAAAGGAGGAACAACAACAAACUGAUAGUUACCGACCCAUUUCAGCGCUGCCCUGUAUUUCAAAUAUUUUGGAAUCUUUCGCGAACUCAGACUUGCAGAGCUGCUUUCAACUCUGGUCCUAUAGAACACCACCAGUUCGCUUACUUUAACUUCUCUUCAACAACUGUCGCCCUACUUAAGGUAGUAUACUCGUGGAAAAGAGCAAUUGAUAAUGGUCUCAAGUCUGUUAGUGUUUUUCUCGACCUGAGAAAGACAUUUGAAGUCAUCAAACAUGAGGUCUUGCUAACCAAGCUCGAAUCCUACGGCGUCACAGAGUCCGAACUUCGUUGGUUUAACAGUUACCUUUCUGAGAGAUUACAGUAUGUCCUCUACAAGGAGGUUAAUUCAGAUCCCAUGCGUUUUUCUUUUGACGUCCCGCAGGGAUCAGUUUUUGGACCACGUUAUUUGAUAUUCACAUAAACAACAUAUCGAAGGCAUGUCACACGUCCACUCUCGUUAUACGCAGACGAUACUGAGAUAUAUUUCAGCUCGAAGAAUAUUGAUUUAGCUCGAAGAAUAUUGAUUUAGCUGUGUACAAUGUCAACAAGGAUCUCAAGAGCGUCAGACACAGGUUUUGUCGGAAUGGCCUCAUUUGUAAUACAAAAAAGUCGGAAGCCAUGAUUAUUGCGUCCCACAAAGCAUACACUUUUCUACGGAGACUCAAUAUUAAAACAGCAGAGACAUUUUAAGUAACUUGGCGUGAUGGUAGACAAAUCAUUAUCAUGGAACAAUCACAUGUCACAUUUUGCCUCGAGAGUUUAUCACUAGUAUACAAAAUUGUAAAUGAUUAUCAUUGUCCCAGGCAACUUUAAGGGUAUUUUGCACUGAGAUCAAAACAUCGUUGUAUAGCCCUCAGAGAUAGUAAGGAACUCCAUCUUCCAAGACACAAAACAGCCAUGGGCUAGUCAACAUUCGAGUAUGCCGCUGUAAAGGAAUGGAAUGGCCUCCCCAAUGAACUGCGUGCUUGUGACACGCUGACAAUUUUUAAAAUUAAAACGUUUUUAAACCUUCAUUAGAAUCAGAUAUGGCACAACACAAAUUUACUGUAUAAGUUUUUUUUUUAUCAAUGUAAGUAUUGCAGUAAAUGGUUUGAACCCGGGGGUAACAUGUGGAAGUGUAGUGGGAUCGAGCGUGAAGCGUGGUGUGCCCCAAGGCAGCGUCCUGGGACCCAUGUUUUUCAACAUGUUCCUCAAUGACCUCAUCUUUCACAUAAAGUCUGUAAAACUAAACACAUAUGCUGAUGACUGCCAACUGCACACAUCUGACGUAGACCCAGUAGCCUUGGAACAGCGGAUCAAUCAUGAUGUACAAAUAGCUAACAAAUGGUUCGAAGACAAUGGGAUGAAAGCCAACCCCCGCUAAACACCAAGGGAUGGUUCUUGGCAAAACCGAUUACCCUUUCUCCUUCUCAACCACAAGAUGCCUAACACUUUUUGGAAUAAUUCUUGAUAAUGAACUUAACUUCAAGGAACACAUAUCCUCUGUAUGUAAAAAAAUAAAUAAUCAGUUCAGUGUCCUCAAAAGAUUUGGCAAACUUAUUUCUACCGAAAUUAUGCUUCGCCUUUAUAAAACGUUUAUGUUACCCCAUUUUCACUACUGUUCAAUGAUAUGGCACUUUUGUAACUCAGAGGACUCUGUUAAACUGGACACCUUAAAUAGACGUAUUUUAAGAUUUGUUUUAAAGGACUGGGACUCGAACUACGAUGAUCUUUUAGACAAGGCAGGUGUGUGUGGUUUAGCCAACAGGAGGAUACAAAAUAUGAUGAUUUGUAUAUUCAACUGUCUCCAUCUUGGUAAAUAUCCGUGCUAUCUGAAACAACUAAUCAAGCUAAGAUCUACUGCUUACUCCCUAAGGGGCACGAAUAUUUUAUCACUUCCUAAGCCGUUUACAACCACAUAUGGUCUAAAUUCUUUUAGCUAUUCAUCUGUUAAGUAUUGGAACUCCCUCCCUGACCACUUUAGAAAAACUGUAGACUAUAGCGAAUUUAAGAGCAAACUGUCAGCGCACAAUUUCUGUUAAUAUUACAUUUAUAUCACAUAUUAUUAUAUUAACGAUUAUUAUAUUAUUAUAUUAUGAAUUAUUUUUAUCUUUUAACCUGUUCUUGCU
This is a messenger RNA of Stylophora pistillata, 8741 nucleotides long. RefSeq lists its product as uncharacterized. The record is from RefSeq and is a predicted model, not a curated record. NCBI's taxonomy places the organism in Eukaryota, Metazoa, Cnidaria, Anthozoa, Scleractinia, Pocilloporidae.